CAGUCGCAAUAUUUUACUCUUUCAAUUAUUAUUAUUAUUUAAAAUUUAUAUAUAUAGCGGAGGCUUGGGGUUAAAUUCUUCUGUCCUUUGUUUCUACCACUACCACUAGCUUUUUUGUCUUUCCCUUUCACUCCCCCUAGUUCCUCAUAGUACCGAAAAUGUUGUUCUUUUCGUACUUCAAAGAUUUGGUGGGAAGAGAAGUGACGGUAGAACUCAAGAACGAUUUGGCCAUCAGAGGGACAUUGCAUUCUGUUGAUCAAUACCUCAACAUCAAGCUCGAAAAUACUCGUGUUGUUGAUCAAGACAAGUACCCUCACAUGCUUUCUGUAAGGAACUGCUUCAUCAGAGGAUCAGUGGUGAGAUAUGUGCAAUUGCCUCCAGAAGGUGUGGACAUUGAACUAUUGCACGAUGCUACAAGGAGAGAAGCCCGGGGUGGUUGAUUUUGUUAUUAUUGUAAUGUAGUACGAGUCAUCUAUAGGCUGGAAUAUUAUAGAUGUUAUCAUUCAUGCUUGAGAAAGAAACUAUUAGAAUGUCACUGCUAUGUAUCUUAAGAUUUUUUCUGGUUUUCUGGUCUACUUAAAAAAAAAAAGUGAUAACAAUUGGAAUGAUGCAAAACAGAUGUAAUGCACAAUAUAUGCAAUGUUUACAUUACUCCAACCAGAUGAUUCAAAAUUGCCAUGUCUA
This is a messenger RNA of Lathyrus oleraceus (garden pea), 684 nucleotides long. Its product is annotated as sm-like protein LSM2. Bases 159 to 440 code for a protein of 93 amino acids. Gene Ontology annotation, molecular function: RNA binding. Gene Ontology annotation, biological process: mRNA splicing, via spliceosome. NCBI's taxonomy places the organism in Eukaryota, Viridiplantae, Streptophyta, Magnoliopsida, Fabales, Fabaceae. The transcript has 3 exons. Gene Ontology annotation, cellular component: U4/U6 x U5 tri-snRNP complex; P-body; catalytic step 2 spliceosome. The record is from RefSeq and is a predicted model, not a curated record.